Molecule: messenger RNA, 1539 nt
Organism: Fusarium musae
Lineage: Eukaryota; Fungi; Ascomycota; Sordariomycetes; Hypocreales; Nectriaceae
Exons: 3
Coding region: 1-1539 (512 amino acids)
Source: RefSeq, a predicted model, not a curated record
AUGUCAACAAGCACUGCAGCACAACAAGCACUAGAACAAGCGCAGCAACUUUUCCGAAGCAAAGUCGAAAGCCCAAGUAUUUACGAUGAAAUACUGAGUGCAGGAACCAUCGAAGAGGUUUACAAGCUUACAAAUGAUAUUCAAUCCAAACUAGCCCCGCAGGGCAAGCUCCGGCACCUAGCGAAGAUCAAGCCCUUCCUAGACAGACUUUCUGAGUACGCCAGCGUGAUUGAAGUAUUUAUCCAAGCAAAACCUGAUAUCUUGGCUUUGUUAUGGGGCCCUAUCAAGAUCAUAUUGCACUGGUCCAGCCAGAUCAGCUCCGUCCUAGACCAGGUUGCCGAUAUCUUAGAAACUAUCGGCUACGCCCUUCCGCACUUUGCCAGAAUGGCACAGACAUUCAACACCAGCGAUGCGGUCAUCUCAGCCUUGACUCUCUAUUUUGAGGACAUACUUGACCUUUAUGCUAUUUUCUUUCACUUCUUUCGUAAAACUAGAUGGAAGCAGUUUUUCGAAGUCCUGUGGCCCAACUGCUUAAAGAAGAUUGAUCCUGUCAUCAAGAAUCUCGAGAAACACUCACUUCUGAUGAAAAACGAAGUUACCUUUAUCGACAUACAAGAAGCAAGGGAAGCUCGAGCUCACACGUCCGAGCAGCUAAGCCGAGCCGAAGCUUCCCAGCAGCUUCAAAGAUUUCGUGCCCUUAGAUCUCGAGUAUCGCCAGACUUAUAUGACAGUCGUCUAGAUUGGUUCCGCAACAGAUGUGUCUCUGGCUGCGAAACAUGGUUGUUGAAGGAUGGAGAGUUUGGGGAAUGGAUGGACCCCAACAGCAACAACACGACAUAUAUUUGGCUCCAGGGAAUCCCCGGCGCGGGGAAGACCUACUUGUCGGCAGCAGCCAUUGACCAUACUAGGGAACAUCACCAGACACUCUUCGCAUUUAUAUCACACGGAACGAAAAGCAGCCGAUCUGCCUUAUCAAUUCUUCAUUCCCUUGUAUUCCAGGCUGCUGAAGAUGAUCAAAGCUUUCAAGCUCACUUACUCGACUCAAAGGAACGAGAGCUUCAAGGUAAUACAAGUUUUGUGUUGGAACUGCUCAAAAAGUUUCUUACUACAGCCGGGCGCACACAUAUCAUCAUUGACGGACUUGAUGAAAUGAACGAAUACGAACGCCAGAUUUUGUUGAAGCGUUUCGAUGAGUUGUCCAAGGAUUGCAGUGAUCUGCGACUGAUGAUUUCAAGCCGAGCUGAAGAUGACAUUGCCACAGCCCUCAAGGAUAAAGCCACUGCGAUUCGGGUCGAUCACAGGAACUCGGGGAGUAUUCAAACCUACAUCGACCAAAGAUGGGAACUAUGGUUGGCAAAUCAGGGAUUUGACACGGCAGUCAGAAGGGAGUUAUUUCAAUCAGUUGCACCUAUAUUGGCCAAGGCAAAUGGAAUGUUUCUUUAUGCACGGAUUAUUCUCGAUAAUCUGGAACAGAUGAACACCAUCGAAGAGAUCCGAGACGAACUCAGGGCUUUGCCAAAUGAUCUCGAGGGCGCGUAG